AUGCUGGGAAGCAGCAGCACAGGCAGCACACGAGCAGCACCCUUUUCCACCUGUCCGCGCCUCUUUGCGCGGCACGUCGACCACUAUGGCGCCCUCAAGCUCCCGCGGAACGCGUCAAAGCAGCAGAUCAAGGCGAGGUUUUACGAGUUGUCCAAGAAACACCACCCCGAUGCACCCGGCGGCUCUCCAGAACAGUUCCACGUUAUCAACGACGCGUACGCCACGCUGGGCGACGCGGCCAGCCGUGCCGCCUACGACAGCAGCACGCGACCAGCAAGCGAGCGCGGCGGCGGGAUGGGCACGCCCGGGUCGUCGUCGUCGUUCCACCCGCACUCGCCACAGGCGCGCGCUGCCGCCGGCCCCCAUCGCGCAUGGGGCGGCCGACCGCCGCCGGGCGCACACUAUACGGGGCCCAAGCGGCAGCACGGUAACCUCGGACACGGCAUGGGCAUGGGCAGCGGACCGGGCAGCGUGCCGCCUGGGACGCGGUGGGGCCGCAAAGAGGGCCACGGUAUGGGCGCGAACGCGCGCCAUAGGAUGAACGAGGGAAGGCUGGACGAAGAGGUCAAGGGCGAGAGCGUGCUGUGGCGGUCCAUGGUGGUGUUCAUUGUUCUGGUCGUCAUUGUGGGGCUGGGCGGUGGAGUGAGUGCCAAGGCGGAUGUAGGAGAGCAAGGCGACGACCAUGUCGAGGUGUGGCGGGAACACUGCGAGCUCGAGGAAGAGGAACUGGAUUAA
Molecule: messenger RNA, 735 nt
Organism: Apiotrichum porosum
Lineage: Eukaryota; Fungi; Basidiomycota; Tremellomycetes; Trichosporonales; Trichosporonaceae
Exons: 2
Coding region: 1-735 (244 amino acids)
Source: RefSeq, a predicted model, not a curated record